AUGGUUCUUGGAUUUGGUCACCACUCUCAAAAGGACCCCGCUGUUUCCUCCGAGUCACGAGGACGUGACCCUUUCAUUGCCACCGGUCGUGGCGGUGCGGGUAACAUCAUUCGCUCGCCCUCUCGAUCGCGCGAUCGCUCUGGCAAUGCUAUCCCUCGCGAGACGGUCGCUGCUGCCGCGGUUCCCGGCCACAUGAUCUCGAGCGGUCGAGGUGGUGCCGGUAAUGUACGAUCGCCUUCGCGCGAUCCUUUGGACCGAAAGAAGCUCGCCGAAGUCCAGGCGCGCGAGGACAAGCUGCAGGAAGAGUACCGCUCGCAGGACGCUAAGCUCGCACACUCCACCGGCCGUGGCGGUGCGGGUAACAUCGCCUCGACGACGGAAGCCGAAGAGCGUGGGCGUGGCCGCGACUCGGACGGCACCAGCAGUGGAGGUGGUGUCACAGGUUUGCUGAGGUCUCUGUCGAGAUCGCGCUCACGUGAGCCGCGAAACAGCGGCAAAGACUCGCCCAAGAACCGAUCGCAGUCGCGCCCUAGAGCGUCCGAGUCGAGCAAACUCGCUCAGGUUGACGAGACUUCACGAAGCAGCGAGGAGGAGACGGCUUACUCUGCCUCUACCCACAACGCUGGUGUGAAUGGUGGAAACUAG
This is a messenger RNA of Mycosarcoma maydis (corn smut), 645 nucleotides long. RefSeq lists its product as uncharacterized. Lineage: Eukaryota; Fungi; Basidiomycota; Ustilaginomycetes; Ustilaginales. The record is from RefSeq and is a predicted model, not a curated record. The transcript is spliced from 3 exons. Bases 1 to 645 code for a protein of 214 amino acids.